This is a messenger RNA of Phlebotomus argentipes, 704 nucleotides long. Its product is annotated as kappa-scoloptoxin(11)-Ss1a-like. Bases 17 to 664 code for a protein of 215 amino acids. Lineage: Eukaryota; Metazoa; Arthropoda; Insecta; Diptera; Psychodidae. The transcript is spliced from 2 exons. The record is from RefSeq and is a predicted model, not a curated record.
CAAGAGCAAAGUCGCCAUGAUGGGAAUCAAAACGAACAUUCUCCUCAUUCUCCUGGUCAUUUCGGCUCAGGGUCAAGAGGAAGUGUGCGAAAGGAACAGAGUUUGCAGCAUUGUUCACAACAGAUUUUGGCUGCCCAAUAAACAUGAAAAGGUGUGCAAGUGUCCGGGAAAACCCUGCCCAGUCGUCUACUCCAAAGAUAGUAACUUCCUGGCCGUGAACACUCGCUCGCAGAUGCAUUUUUGUGAGCCUCUGUCAUCGGAUUUGCCUCCCUGCGACUCUUCAAGCAUCAGCCUCAGCAUCACCCAGAAAAUCCUCUCCAAUCUGCGAAUGCAGCAGCAAAUAGAGCUUCACUGCAAGUGCGAGGGGAAGAAGUACUGGAAGUACUUCAGCCACAUGGAGAGACACAGCGAGGAGACUCAGGACAGAACAAUCACCGACAACUUCCAGUGCGUGGAGUUGAAGAGAUGCUCAGCUGGUCAAUUUUGCGGAUUCGCAAGGACAGAUUAUGGCUUUGUGUAUCACAGAUGCUCCUGUCCACAACACUACAGAUGCAUGUUCGAUCCCGGAAGUCUGGAGGUCUUCGAUGGCGUCCAGGAGCUCUUUUAUAAUGGCACAGCUUAUGAGGCUCACUGUCGCCUCGCCCACGAUGACGAUUUGUGGUAAUUUAGCAAAGAUAUCCCCAAAUAAAUUCACUUACCUGCAG